AUGGCAAAAAUACUCCUUAUCUUGCUGGCGAUAUACAUUGCCAUGUUCCUGGUCGCUCUGGAUCGCUUGAUCGUGGCGACAGCAACUCCUCAGAUCACCGACCACUUCCAUAGCACCAACGACAUCGGUUGGUAUGGAAGUGCCUACAUGUUGACAUCAUCCGCCGCCCAGCUCGUUUACGCCCGCAACUACACCUUCUACCCGACAAAAUGGGCUUUUCUUUUCUCCAUCGUGAUCUUCGAGAUUGGUUCCGCUAUCUGUGGUUCUGCUCCUACCUCCCUCGCGCUCAUCCUGGGCCGCGCUAUCGCAGGCUUGGGGACUGGAGGUAUCUCCUCCGGAGCUGUCAUCAUCAUCGCACUUACGGUACCUCUGCACCUGCGGCCGGCAUUCCAAGGAUUUGCGGGUGCUAUAUUCGGUAUUGCCUCCGUACCCGGGCCAAUCUUGGGGGGUGUCUUCACUACAGAGGUCAGCUGGAGAUGGUGCUUCUACAUCAAUUUGCCUUGUGGUGGGGCCGCACUGGUUGUCAUCUUUUUCCUGCUGGAUGUUCCGCCGCCUAAGAAUGGAAACUGGACUCUAAAGCAGAAGAUCGAUCAGCUCGACCCAAUCGGGAACCUCUUUAUGGCUCCUGCUGUGGUCUGUCUGCUUCUGGCCCUCGAGUUGGGUGGUUCCAGCUAUAGCUGGAGCAACUGGCGCAUCGUCUUCCUCUUCAUAAUGUUCGGCGUUCUGUUCUCGAUUUUCAUCUUCGUCGAGCACCGCCUUCAGGAAAGGGCAAUGGUGCCUCCCCGUAUCUUCAAACAGCGCUCCGUCCUUGCAGGGACCGUUUGGACCAUGUGCUCCAGUUCAGGAAUGAUGGUCAUGCUUUACUAUCUUCCCGUCUGGUUCCAAGCGAUUAAAACCGUCGAUGCUGAAGAAUCCGGGAUCAUGAACCUGCCCCUUGUUCUAUCCAUGGUGGUCGGCUCCAUCGGUUCCGGCAUCCUCGUCACCCUGCUCGGCUACUACAACCCAUUCAUGUUCGCCGGGGCCUUCUUCAUGGCCAUCGGAUCCGGGCUGCUGACCACAUUCCAUCCGGAUACCGGCCACUCAAAAUGGAUCGGAUAUCAGAUUAUCUUCGGGCUGGGCCUGGGUCUCGGUGUCCAGCAGGCCAACAUUGCCGUGCAGACCUGUUUAGCGCCAGCCGAUAUUCCACUCGGUGCAUCGCUCCUCAUGUUCUCGCAGCAGCUGAAUGGGGCUAUCUUUCUGGCGGUUGCGCAGACUCUCUUCUCAAACUUUCUCGGCUCCAAUUUGGGUAGCAUCGAGGAAAUAGAUGCGGCGCAGGUCAUUGCCGGUGGUGUGACUGCCAUCCCAGAAUUGGUGCCUGCUGCCAAGCUGGCAGAGGCCCUUGAUGGGUACAGCAACGCUAUCACGAAAACGUUCAUCCUGGCUGUCGCCAUGUCUUGUCUGGCUCUGCUCCCGGCCCUCGCGAUGGAAUGGAGAAAUGUCAAGCGCCCUACGCAAGCCCAUGAGAUUUUGGAAGAAGAGAUGCAAAAGAGUGCAAACAAGGGAUAA
This is a messenger RNA of Aspergillus ibericus CBS 121593, 1545 nucleotides long. Its product is annotated as MDR family MFS transporter. Gene Ontology annotation, molecular function: transmembrane transporter activity. The record is from RefSeq and is a predicted model, not a curated record. The transcript is spliced from 2 exons. The coding region runs from base 1 to 1545 and encodes 514 amino acids. NCBI's taxonomy places the organism in Eukaryota, Fungi, Ascomycota, Eurotiomycetes, Eurotiales, Aspergillaceae. Gene Ontology annotation, biological process: transmembrane transport.